AAAGAAUAGUAGAUAUUUAGCAUUAGACUAUUCGUUUCACUCCUUUUUUUAUUUUAAUAUUUUCUAAAAUUUUAAAUAUUGAAGGAGAUGAUGGAUAAUUUAUUUAUAGAGAAAAUAAACAUGGUCGAACCUUCUCCAAAAAGAAAUAAAACAAUAUCUUCAUCAAAUAGUUUUUAUGAUCAUCAACAACAACAACAACAGCAACAGCAACAACAGCAGCAACAACAAACAUUUAUAAAUAAUGGUGAUAUAGAUAAUACGCAAUCCAUUAAUAGUAACAACAAUAAUAAUAAUAACAAUAAUUUUAACAAUGAUAAUAGUGGAGAGAAUCAAAAUCUUAAUCAUAGCAAUGUAAAUUUCAGGCAAUUGCCUAAUAAUAUAGAUAAUAGUAAUAACAACAGUAAUAUUAAUAAUAUAGACACUAAUAAUUAUAAUAAUAAUAGUAAUAAUAAUAGUAAUAAUAAUAUUAAUAAUAGUAAUAUGAAUAAUAAUAAAAACUAUUGUAAUGAAGGAAAUAAUGGUGAUAGUUUUAGUCCAAAGAGAAAUAGUAAUGAAAAUAAUUACGAAAAUAAUGAUAAUAGGAAUCGGAAUCAUUCUGGUGAAUAUAAAAAAAGAAAGAUAAGUAAUGAAGAUUCAAAUAAUUGUUCCACACCAACCAAUAAUAUUUCACCUAGUAAAAAUAAUAAUGAUUCUAUCAAUAACUUAAGCAAUUCGAAUAAUAAUAAUAAUAGUCAUAGUAAUAACAAUAACCCAAACACUGCAAAUGUCCAACUAAAUCAACAACGUAAUAAUAUACAAGGCCUUAAUUAUGGAGGAGCAAGUCAAAAUCAAAAUCAAGAUGCCCCAAUUGUGGUAAAUUCUUUGAUUUUAAGAUCAAUUGGUAUGAUGACCCAAAAGAUAUCAAAGGAUUUCGAAGAGUUAACAACUUUUAUGAAAAGUAGUUGUCCUAUGUUAUUAAGGUUUAGUGGUGUGGAGAAUUCAUAUUUUAUUUUAGAAAAACUAAAUAACAUUAUUAGCCAAUCACUAGAUGGUAUGCCAAAAACCCCACAAAGCUCACAAACCCCAUUUAGUAUGGUUCCUUUAACCAAUACCACUACUCUUAAUACGAGUAAUUAUAAUUUUAGUGGCAAUAAUGGAAACAAUAGUAACAAUAACAAUAAUAAAAACAACAAUGGAUUUCAACAACAGACUCAUCAACAUACACAACAACAUCAAACACAACAACAGCAGCAACAACAACAACAACAACAACAGCAACAAUAUCAAGCAUAUUCUCAAAAUAAUUAUAGCUCAAAUAAUUCAUACUCAAAUAAUAAUACUAGCCUUGCCUCAACAAAUAAUAGUAUUAAUACAAGUACUGGUAUUAUUCCCCAUCAUUACCACCAACAGUAUUACCAACAACAAUAUCAACAAAAUCAAUACCAACAACAAGGUAUUCAAAAGCAACAACAACAAAUACAGCAACAACAACAACACCAACAGCAACAACAAAUACAACAGCACCCACAUCAACAAGACUCAUAUAAUACAGCAACCCAACAACAACAACAGCUAUCAUCACCCUCACCUGCCCCAUUUUAUCAGCAUAAACAUACAGCACCAAAUCAAAAUCAAAAUAAUCUUGCACGUAUCUCUGCUCAGUUUAUUAUUCAAAACAUAAACAAUCAUCAAAUUCAAACAACACAUAUAGAUUUCUCCUCUAGUAAGCUUCAAGACUUUAAGCUUUUAGAUCUUUUAGGUAGUGGUUCUUUUGCUAAAGUCAGAUUAUGCCAACAUAUUAGUUCUGGUAGAUUGUUUUGUAUGAAAAUAUUAAAUCAAAAUAAGAUUAUUCGUUUAAGACAAGAAAUCCAUGUUUGUAAUGAAAAAGAAGUAUUAUUGCAAGUUGAUAAUCCAUUCAUUGUAAAACUAUUUAAAACAUUUAAAGAUGAUAGAUAUUUAUUUUUUCUACAGGAAUUCAUACCAGGGGGCGAACUUUUUGAUUAUAUUAGAGCUAGCGGAUCAUUAUCACUUUAUGUAACUCAAGUUUAUGCAGCCGAAAUCGUAUUAGCAUUAGAAUAUCUUCACAAUAUGGAUAUCAUUUACAGAGAUUUAAAGCCAGAGAAUCUUUUAAUUGAUCAAUAUGGUCAUAUUAAAUUAACAGAUUUUGGGUUUGCAAAAAAGAUUAAAGAGAAUACAAAGUCGAUGUGUGGUACACCGGAAUAUAUUGCACCAGAAAUUUUAUCAGGUCAUGGCCAUGGGAAAUCUGCAGAUUGGUGGUCUUUGGGUAUACUUAUUUAUGAAAUGUUAGUGGGUGUUCCACCAUUUGUAAGUGAGGGUUCGCAAAAUGAUAUAUUCCGUUUAAUUAGAGAAGCAAAGAUUCAAGUGCCAUCUGAAGUAGAUCAUGCUGCCCGAGAUUUAAUUGAAAAACUUGUUGUUGCAGAUGUCGAAAAGAGAUUGGGAAGUUUGGAAGGUGGUAUAGAAGACAUUAAAAACCAUCCAUUUUUUAAUGGUAUCGACUGGAAUCGUGUACAAAAUAGAGAAAAUCCACCAUUAAAACCAAGAAUUAGACCUCUAAAACACCACAUGAUGGAUGAAAGAAUGGACGAUGAAGAGGAUAGAAUCGGUGUUAAUUUUAUUAAAGCUGAAAUACUAGAAAAAAGAAAAAACGAAUUUUUUUCAAGUUUUUAGAAUAUAUAAUAACACCACAACAAAUAAUAUAUUUUAAUCAAUCAUUAUUUUUACAUUAUUAAUCAAUAAUUG
This is a messenger RNA of Dictyostelium purpureum, 2739 nucleotides long. RefSeq lists its product as uncharacterized. The transcript is spliced from 4 exons. Gene Ontology annotation, molecular function: cAMP-dependent protein kinase activity; ATP binding. Gene Ontology annotation, cellular component: cAMP-dependent protein kinase complex. The record is from RefSeq and is a predicted model, not a curated record. Lineage: Eukaryota; Evosea; Eumycetozoa; Dictyosteliales; Dictyosteliaceae. Gene Ontology annotation, biological process: peptidyl-serine phosphorylation; signal transduction. The coding region runs from base 88 to 2667 and encodes 859 amino acids.